AUGUUUUUGAGACGUUGUAGUGCGCUAGUUCGCGGCUUGCGUGCUUACUCUACCGAGGCUCCUUUGGAAGGUUCCGAGAGCCUGGCAAGCAAAGCUAGUGAGCAGCUCAAAAGUUCAUCUGAAAACAAACCGAAGAGACAAUUCAAGAGAAGAUCGGACCAGAAUUCAAGAAGAGCCGAUUUCCAAAGAAACAGCAGAGGUCCACCAAAAGCUGGAGGUGCUAGAUUCAACAACCAACAAAAGCCUCGAUUCAAUAGAGGUGAUGCGUCUACAAGAAAACCGAGACGGUUCCAGCAGCCGGAGGAGUCGAUAGAGUCGCUAGUUUCAUCGAAUAAUGCCGACAUGAAGCCUUUUGUUGACCGGGCACUGAAAAUGUUUGCCGAGGUUCCUGACAAAGUGUUCGCUGCACAGGGGUUGACUAAGCAUGUCGAAAAACUGAACCAGUUGACCGAAAAGCUAGAACAAGCUGCUGAGCAGAGAGACAAAUUCAGAGAGUGCGAGCUUCCGCGAGCAAAGCUGGACUUGAUCAAGAGCUUGGGCCUCAUCGAAUCGAGUAUUGAUGGCACAGAGAUCAAGGAAACCUGGAACACCCUGGAUACGUUGAGAGAAUUGAGCCAGGUUUACAAAGAAUUCAACUACUUCGCUUCAGAAGACGCACUUCAAUACAAGUUGACAGAGCCAGACGCAGCGGAAUUGGAGAUAAAUAAGUCCAAGAUGGGAUACAGCGUGAAAUCGAGACUUCUGCGUGCCCUUUCGACAUUGAGUGAACAAAGCGGACUGUCUUUGGACUCCGCCAAUCUCGGUCAAAGCAAGCUCCAUGGCAUGAGCAAGUUGUAUCCAUUUGCUAAUCCGAACGUACCAAAGUUUGGCUAUUCCGAGGUUGCAGAUCUCAACUCCCUUUCAAGCACUACCGAUGCCAACGUCAAGAAAAUUAUUGACUCGACUGUGAAAGGAAUAAGACCAGAACUUAAAUUCUACAAGUCUAAUGAGUUCAAGACCGAACAAGCUCGUGUGAACGCUGAGGUUGUGUCACAUGGUUUGAACUCCAACGCCCAGCUGCAAGUGGAUGACAUGCAUGUUCAGUUAGGAAAUGUUUUCGUCGGCAAAGGAAAAUUGGCCGAUAUACCUAAGCCGCUGCCUGCUUCCAAGUAA
This is a messenger RNA of Ogataea philodendri, 1152 nucleotides long. RefSeq lists its product as uncharacterized. The coding region runs from base 1 to 1152 and encodes 383 amino acids. The transcript has a single exon. The record is from RefSeq and is a predicted model, not a curated record. NCBI's taxonomy places the organism in Eukaryota, Fungi, Ascomycota, Pichiomycetes, Pichiales, Pichiaceae.